Messenger RNA from Neolamprologus brichardi, 1685 nucleotides. Lineage: Eukaryota; Metazoa; Chordata; Actinopteri; Cichliformes; Cichlidae. The record is from RefSeq and is a predicted model, not a curated record.
CCGCUUGCCCGAGUGAGCGCGCCGCUGUGGGGCCGCCGUCUCCGUGCGCUCUGACUGGAGGGGGCUGGCUCUCCUGAUUGAAUCCAGCUGUUGGGAAAGUGCUCGGAGGGGGCCCGUUAAUUUGCAUUGCUAAAUAAUCUGUAGCGCCGACAGAGCGGGGAAGAAGCAGAACAGUCCAUUUUGAAAAAGCAUUCUUCCAACACUUGGUCAAUGUACUGGAGCUUCAGCUCGACCAGGCAGCGGUUAAUGAAAACCUGGUGUCGGCUUUCGCGUAAAGGCGCAUAGUUGGGGGUGGUGGUGAGAGUCCUGCUGAGUAGUGGCGAGGGGAUUCAAAUUUACGGGUCGUUUCAAAUCUUUCCUUUGAGAGAACUCAGUUGGAGUCGUAAACCAUGCAUUUAGAAGGACGUGGCCUCAGGUUUUGCUCUCCUUCAAGGAUGCUGACAGCUCUGGUAUUUAUUCUGCUUUGUGUCCAGCCUGGGCGCGGACAGACCUGCACAGAAGGUUUCGCAUUUGAACGCAGAACAAGACAGUGUAUAGAUGUGGACGAGUGCCGUACCAUGCCAGAUGCUUGCCGAGGAGACAUGCGCUGUGUGAACCAGAACGGAGGUUACCUAUGCCUCCCGAGGAACUUGUACAACCAGCCUUACAGACCGGAUCCCAUAGUGCCUGAGCCGGUUUACCCGGACCCUUCAGGUGGAUUUUCAGACUCUUUCGUCCCAUCUCCCCCAAGAUCUGUGGAGCCCAGCUACCCAAGAGUGAUCAGCACUGCGCAAUGUAUCCUGGGAUAUACUCUUGCAGAGGAUGGCACCUGUAACGACAUUGAUGAAUGCGAGACAAACUCUCACCACUGUAACCCCACCCAGGUCUGUAUCAACACAGCAGGUGGCUACACAUGCUCCUGCACUGAAGGUUACUGGCUCCUUGGUGGACAGUGUCAGGAUAUUGAUGAAUGCCGCUAUGGUUACUGCCAGCAGCUGUGUGCCAACGUGCCCGGCUCAUAUUCUUGUUCCUGUAAUCCUGGCUUCAUCCUCAAUCCAGACAGCCGGACCUGUCAAGAUGUGGAUGAGUGUGCAGAUGAACCUUGUAGCCAUGGCUGCUUGAAUACCUACGGGUCCUACAUGUGCAACUGUGACGAAGGAUUUGAGCUGGCAUCUGAUGGUACUACUUGCAUCGACUUGGAUGAGUGCAGUUUCUCUGAGUUUCUGUGUCAGUACAGAUGUAUCAACAUCCCCGGUUCUUACUCCUGCAUCUGUCCACCUGGAUAUUAUAUAUAUGAGGACGGCAGGAGCUGUGAGGAUGUCAAUGAAUGUGACACUGGUAACAACACCUGUACAACAGCACAAGUGUGUUUCAAUUUCCAGGGAAGCUAUACAUGCCUGAAUCCUUUACAGUGCAACCCUCCUUACGUCGAAGUUAGUGACAAUCAGUGUAUGUGUUCUGCUGAGAACCCUGCCUGCAGGGAUAAGCCCUUCACCAUUUUGUACCGACACAUGGACAUGUCGUCGGGGCGCAGUGUGCCUGCAGAUAUCUUCCAGAUGCAGGCCACCACGCGCUAUCCCGGCGCCUUCUACAUCUUCCAAAUAAAGUCGGGCAACGAUGGGCGAGAGUUUUACAUGAGGGUACGUUUUUCAGAGACCCAUCAACAGACGAUAUGGCAGAUGGAAGACUUUAAUGCACUAUAUUAA